Molecule: messenger RNA, 3073 nt
Organism: Dicentrarchus labrax (European seabass)
Lineage: Eukaryota; Metazoa; Chordata; Actinopteri; Moronidae
Exons: 5
Coding region: 1386-2963 (525 amino acids)
Source: RefSeq, a predicted model, not a curated record
UAUUGAUUUCUGGAUUAGACUGCAUUGGUUUAACAUAAGAGUGUUCCCUAAUAAACUGGCAAGAUUAUGCAUUUUUAAAUUAUGGUUAUUUAUAAUAUAUAAUUAUGGUUUUAAAUUAUGAUUUGCUCUAUUUCUGUAGGAUGUGUGUCAGUGAGUUGAACUUCCAUUUGUUUGUCUCUCUUUCUCUAGUGAAUGUGGCAGUGUAAAGGGUGUUCAGUCGCUGUGCAAAGUAGGUCUGAAUUACUUCACCAUUAUAAACUCAAACACCCACAUUUUGGACGCACCUUAAAUUAUCCAUGUACGUAUUCUAAAUGUCCCUGUACAUUUAAGACAUGGAAUGCUUUAAUCAUCCAUCAAAGUAGAGUGCAUUCCACACAAGAUAAUCAGACACGAAAAGAGUUGUCCAUUUUCAGCUGUCACUUAUGUGCAUGCAAAAAUUUAGCUAAUGAAAGGGAGUUUUUUGUUCAUAUCAACACACAUCUGAAGAAAAAUGAAAAUGUAGGUUGCAUGUUCGUUGGCUGUAGUUUUCAAACAAGUAUUUAUGGAACCUUUAAGUCUCAUAAGAGUCGCCGGCACACACCUCACACAUUAUCUGAUUUUCUACCAGGUAUUGUAAAAACCACUACAAUAGCAUCUCCACCAUUAGAUGAUUUGUUUGCUGAUAGCCAGGAUGAGGAGUGUGUGUUAGAGGAAGUUUCUGAUUCUUCACGAGAUCAACACAAUGCACUUCCAAGUGCAAUUGAGCAGCAGCUUGCAGCAGCCUUACUAAAGUUGGAAUAUUUAGUCCACGUGCCAGGUACAGCAAUUGAUGAUUUUUUGCAAGAACUUUACUACUUGAUAAACAUAGCAUCAGUCACAGUAUCUAGAAGUGUUGUGACAGAUAUCCUUAAGCAUCACAAAAUACAAGUUGAUGACUCUGUAGUUACAGAAAUCACCACAGCAGUAUGCUCAUCUAACCCUGUUCCAAAAGCAAUUGAAAAAGGCGGCCCUCUUAGUACUUCAUAUCAACGUAAACAAUUUUAUAAGGAAAAAUUCUGUGUUGUGGAACCAGUUACUUACAUACUUGAUCAUAAAAAGAAACACACCUUUCAGUAUGUCCCACUGUUGAAAUCUUUGCAACAAAUUUUAAAUAAUAAGGCCAUUGUUGAUAAGAUAAUUGAAAAUCAUAGAGGACAGCAGGACACUGAACUUGACCCAUCUCUUGAAUUCAGGUCCCCUGAAGAUGGUUUGCAUUUUAACGCAAACAGCUUCCUAAAUGCAGAGGAGUUACGGAUAACACUGCGUCUGUAUGUGGAUGAUUUUGAGACCUGCAAUCCCCUAGGCACCUCUAGGAAAAAACACAAGCUUUGUGGUGUUUACUGGAUACUAGACUGAGACGUAGAAGGAUGAAUGCCCCGACACUUCUCAAAGUCAUCCUGGGUGACAACAGCAGCCAAAGGAUGACUUUUCAAAAUGGACUCCCAGGAUCUGUUAAUGAACUUGUUAGUGAGGUACAAAGACAAUGUGGACUUGACUAUGACUUCAGACUUCAGUUUAUGGAUGCACUAUUUGGAAAUGACUUCAUGAACCUCACUUCAAUGGAUGAAGUACAGGAUAGAGGGACAAUUAGAGUGAUUGCCAUGACAGAUUCCUCAACUCCUCAGUGUGCUAAUAUCCUUCCCACCUCAGCUGCCCAUCACUCCCUUAAUGAAUCCUCAUCCCUGUCCAGUGGAUGUGUUGACACUGACAUACUCUCUUCACCGGAGUCAGAGUCAUCCGGCUCUCGGUCAUCUUGGCCGAGCAUCUUUCGUGUUCCUCAGUUUAGUUAUGAUGCCGAGUUGAAACUUGCGCAGGGCAAUGCAGCUUACAGGGAAAAGGGUACAUUGUUUAUUCCUGAUCCUAAACUGAAGUCGAACAUUCUUGAGGGCCUAGUGCAAGAAAUUGUUAAGUACAAACUUUAUGUUUCUGACAAAGACUUUAACACAGUUGGAGAGGCUCUAAUCUCAAAGCAUCCUUGCCUGACUGAGAAAGGCUCCCUCUCUGGAUAUGCUGGAUGGAAAUGCAGCUUGAAGAACAAACUGGCAAUCUACCGCACUAACCUAAGAAAGCUUGGAUGUCCUGAGGUGACAAUAAACUCACUCAAGCACAAACCAGAGGGCAAAUCAAGCCCUGCUUUUGGCAUUAAAAAACCAAGAAGGUCUGAAGUGAACUACUGUCCCCCCUAUCCUACUGGAGAAUCUGAGAAGAGUCUUGAGAGUGUGAGAAUGGAGCUUCUUUCAGAUGUUAAGAAGAAGAACAACAGGGAAGCAGUAAGGAUGAAAAUGGAAAAGACAUUUGCAUAUAGGAGACAGGAAGUGGUUCGCGACACACCAAUGAUAAGAGACUUCCAGACGAGAUGGCCAGCACUUUUUGAAGUAGGCGAGAUAAAUGCUGAAUUCAAACGGAUCACAACAAUGCCCCUGCAGUCCAGAUUUCUAUCGCAAUUAGAUGUUCACUCCGAGAAACUGCUCAAAAUGUUUAAAAACAGAGGAGGACAGAUUGGCAGACGCCUAGGGGGCAUCAUUGCACCCAUGGAUGAAGAUGAUGACGUGGAUCUGGGAAGAGAAUGUGUCAUAAAGGCACUCUGCGUUUACCUGAACGAGGACCCAGAGAAUCUAUUGAGAGAGUAUGUGGCAGCAGAUGAAUCCCUCCUCCAGGAAUCCAUUGAGGAAACCACUAUGGGUAUAUACGUCUGGAAACACAGAGAUGACAGUGAAAAACCAGAGGACAUUGGCAUUGUCCUCGAGUCCCAGAUUGUGAUGCAGGAUAUGGACAGUGUUCCCUUAGCUGCUGCCAUGUUGUUUGGCCUAAUAUAUUCUUUGAACUUAAACUACCCUGCUGAACUCAAGUAUACCUUUGAAGUGCUGCAGAAGGUGGUCAUGGAGCUUGAAGGCAAUGCACUGUCCAAAAAAGCCCAAGUCCUGAAGAACAGACUUUAUCAGUGAACUGGCUAUCCAGGCUCUCGAGCUUGAUUUCUUAAGACAUACAUUAUGUCACCUACCUCUUCCAGUUGUUGGACUUUUCUUUUGGGCGGGUAGGAGGCUUUUUUUUUUUU